AUGUUAUAUAAAUUUAAAGAAUAUUUUGUGAUUUAUUAAGAACAUUUGAAGAACAAAGAUCAGUGGAGAAUGCUAAUGGUGCUGAUAUCUGUCUAUUAAAUAUGCGACAUUAUUGCAGUGACAGGAGAUGCCAUAACCUUGGAUAUUGAAGGAGACAAAUACAUUUUGAUAUAUAGAAUAUUGGUAAUAUUAAAUUACCAUUAUAGACCCAAAUAUUUUUGAUAGCAUUCUUUGAAGUGUCACUGAUUAAAAUGAUCAAAAUAAAAAAUGGAUUUAUAAAUCUCAUGACUCUAUUAAAAUUCCUAUGCUUAGUCGUUUGUUGGGAAGAGCUCGAUUAUUAUGCAAAAUAAUAAUUAAUAUCGAGAAUACUGGACAAGUUUCUAAUUCUAGCAUGCUUUGUUUUUGCAAUAGAAUCGUAAGUAUGUUAGACAUUAGCAAUAAUCUUCAAUUUGGCUUAUUCAUUGUUAAGGAACUUUGAGUUUGAUUCCAAAAUGAAUGUCAUAUUCGGCACAAAGUUGAUUGUGAUCCAUCUCUUACUAUAAUUCCUAAUAUUGAUUGUCAACAAAAAGAAUAUUAAGAACAAUUUAAAUUCCUAAUUGGUAACCAUGGGUUUGAACAGUAAAGUGAGUUACACUUAAUUGAAUUCCUAGAGAUUAUCCAAUCCCAACAGGACACUUCAUCAAUUGUAUAUAGAUAUCCCAGAAAAUCGCAAUAUCUCACAAAUACCCCAUGAAUAGAAAUAGGAGGAUCAAUAAACUGAAUCAGUUCAAUAAGAUCAAAUAAACGAAGCCAUACUGUCCUCUGCAGAAUUCGGAAUCUAUCUUAUUGAUAAUCUGACUAAAAGUGUGUAGGUAAUAAAUCCGUAGUUGUCCAAUAUUAUUAUGAAAGAAGAUUAGCUGAGCACUUAGUUUCUUGAGACAGAAUUGUAUGAUUUCGGAUUGCUUAUUGAUGAGUCCUGUUUAUUACUGCCAAAAUUUCAUAGAAGUCAAGACAUUGCACAGUUCCUCAAAUUCACUGAAACCUUAGAGUAUUGUAUAACUUUAUAUUGUUGAGUUCCAUCUACUUUGGAGAAUAAUAUCGAAAACGAUCCUACUCAAACCAAACGUUUACAACUACUAACCAAAAAAAUCUCCUUCAAAGCAUUCUUUGAUAAUCUUAUUGCUUUCAAUCAUCUGAAAUUCGCAAACAAGCGUUCCCCUAUUGAUUUCUCCCUUAAAAUAUAUAUCAAAUUCGAUACUUGUUAUAUACAGAUUGUUUUGUAGCCAAUAAUCUAUAAACUUAAACCUUAAAUUGUGAUUUUUGUGUCCGACAUCACAGAGGAUCCUUACAUCACAUAACUGUUGAAUACUACUAAAAACAAUGACUUUUUGAUUAGUGACAUUUCCCAAAAGAUUAAGUAGCCUCUUAAUUGUACGAUAUCCAUGCUUGAAAUUAUCAUGGUAUCACUAUUCCUUAUUAUUAUAUAAGAACACAACUCCAUAGGACAUAACUGAAAAAUAUAUCAGUCCAGCACUUGCUGGCUGCAAAUUAUUAAUUAACACAGCUAAUGAUAUCCUUGAUUAUGCCUAGUUGCAAAAGAAGGAUAAGUUGGACUUAGUCUAGAUGGAUGUGCAGAUAUAAGAGUUCCUGACUGAUAUCAUCAAUGUAGUAAAAUCUUAAGCAAUUUUCAGAGGAUUAAAAAUAUCUGUUAAUAUUAAAUAGAAUGUUCCGUAAUUUAUAAGAACUGAUCCCAACAGAUUGAGAUAAAUCCUACUUAAUUUAUUAGUCACAUCUAUUUAAGCCACUGUCAGAGGAUCCAUAAUAUUUUGUGUUUCCAAAAGUUAAAUCCUUAAUGAGCAUAUUGACUUUGUUGUAAAGGUGAAGGCUAAUGAAACUAAUUUCUCCAUUCUUAAAAUAAUAGAGAGGACAGUUAGAUUCUUUAAGUCAUAAACUUUGAAGUCCAAGAUAUUGGAUCUUGGGAAUCUUCGACAGUAUUCACAAUCAAUUCUGAUUUCGUUUUAUUUAACAAAAUGUCUGUCUCAAAUUCCAUUCGAAUAUAAUUAUGAACGUGUGGGUAAUAAAGAAGAGUUUAGUUUUGUCAUUAAAAUCAAAAAUUUAUACCCAUAAUUUAAUUAGAAUUUGAAUAAGAAAAGAUUGUCAGAAUUUUCAAAUUAAUAAAGUUUUUAUCAAUAGUACCAGAAUAAAGAAGGCUUAAAGAGAUAUUAAUCUCAAAUGUCCAGUUUACAACCAGAGAAUUCGAAUAUCAAACUGGACCUCAAAGAAGCAGGACAAAAAUUUAAUAUCAAUAUCAUCCAAAAUCAAGGACCAGAACCCAAAGAAAAGGAAAUCCAAGAACAAUCAAAUGAAUCUGAUCAAAGUCCAUCUGAAUAAUAGGAUGAUGAAGUGUCAAUUGAGUCCAAGAAUGGCAUCUCUAAUAGAGUGGAACAAAUGCUAAAAAUCAAACCAUAUUUCUUUGAUUAUGUGAAUGAAACCUAAUAGAAACACGAAGGCAUGAGUUCUCAGCCAUCCCAACAACUCACUUUUGGAGGAUUAGGACAAGGCAGAUCCUCAAUAUAUUCUUCGUUAUGUUUUACUAGUGGAACCAUGUAACCCAAUGAUUUAUUGGAUUGCUUUGAGAAAAUGGAAAAAAUUAAAUAAUAAAAAAACAAAUCCAAUUGUAGAGUAAUUCUUAUUUUAAUAGUUAGUGUACUAAGAUAUUGAUAUGUGAGAGUGUCGAUCUUGAUCUUUACGCUUUAUCGCAUUAAUUAACUAAUAUAGGCAUUACAUAUGAGUAUAUAACUCAGAAAUCUCAAAUUGUGAGCGCUCUUGUUAAAUUAUUAAAUAGUGAUUUGUAAUAAUAGUAAAAUAGUAAUUAAUAAAAGUAGAAUAGUGAAGAUCAUUAAUUAAAGAUUAAUAAUGAUAAUUAAUAGCUGAAAAACAAUGAAAAUCAGCCAUGUUGUAAGGGAUUAUAACUUUUAUUCAUUGGAAUCGAGUAAUUCGAAGAAGAACUAUACACUUUGUUCAAUUCAAUAAAAGAUGUCUAUGCAGAGUUUAAAGUUGAACCCAGAAUCAUAGGAUUGAUUGGCUGUAUGGAUGAAGAGAACAGAGCCUUGACAAGAAAGCUUCCCUUUCAUGACUAUUUGUCAAAACCCAUAAUGAUUGAUGCCCUCCUCUUUAUUUUAGCAAAAUGGAUUAAAAUGAAUUGA
Paramecium octaurelia is the source of this 3185-nucleotide messenger RNA. The record is from the annotation of a GenBank genome assembly. Lineage: Eukaryota; Ciliophora; Oligohymenophorea; Peniculida; Parameciidae.